AAUUUUCAAUUUUUCUAUUCUUAAUAAAAAAUCAAAUUCAAUGUUUGUGACAUCACUUGUUGAUACCGUUAAAAAUGAGAGUAAACCGCGAGAGAAUCAAGAGAGAGCGAAUAACAGAACUGAAACAAACUGUCAACAAAACGUAAACAAAAGCUUCAUUCAUAAGUUGCACGUGUUGGUCGGCGGAGCACAAUAUUUUCCGCAUUGAUUGGGACCCUUUUUAUUAUUUGAAAUCCGCAACAAUACGAUGGUUGCCGAGCGGGAUUCUCCGGUGAUGUCCGAGAGUGAUGAGCCCGAGGAUUCCGCAGCGCACCGGAAGCUGUUGGACGGGAUUUUCAGCACCGUCCGGUCGCAAUACGUUGGUAAAGCAGUUAGAACCGAGCCGGCUAUCAAGCGCACCGAAUUUAGCCUGGUGAAAAGCUCGUUUGGGACGGAGCAGGAUGAAGACCAGCAGCCGAAGGGAACAACGGGUGCCGUCAAGUUGGACGAUUUGUUGGGAAUUUUGAAGAAGACCAACCGGCACACGGAAGUAGAAAAAGAGCUACGUCAAGUCACCAAGAAGCAAAAAAUCCUAAGGAAACCGCUGGAAAAACCAGUUGCUGAUCGUAUUCAGCGGGAAACGCUCUACGGCAAUGCACAGAAAAACUUGGACAAAUGGGAACCCAUAAUUACGGCCAGCGAGGUAGCUCCGCAGACAGUUUUUCCACUGCAGUACAGUCGUGUCGGUUUGGCCAAUGAAGUGCCCCGGAAGUUGUCCCAAUACCGGGUUAAAUCCGACCUAAUGAAGGCGAUGGAGGAGCUAGAUAAGAAGUAUCAACAGGAGGAUUCUGGUGACGAGGCAGAAGAGGACAAGUACACUUUAACUCUGGAAGAGAUGCGUGAAAAGCGCAAGGAAGCUGCUCGACAGAAGAUUCGUGAAUCGUACCAAAUCGCCAAAGGCAGAAGGAAAAAUAAAAUAAAAAGUAAGAAGUUUCACAAGCUUAUAAAGCGGGAGAAAAUUCGUGCCCAGAUAAAGCAGUUUGAGGAGCUCCAGAAAACGGAUCCGGAAGCGGCUUUGAAACAGUUGGAACUGAUAGAAAAGCAAAGAUUCCAGGAAAGGGCCACUUUGCGUCAUAAAAAUACCGGUGCUUGGGCAAAGAACAUGCAGAUCAGAGCCAUGUACGAUAUGGAUGUACGCAAGGAGCUAUCCGAGCAGCUUUCUAUUGGUCGAGAGUUGAUGGCCAAACGAGUUGGAUCCUUGGAAGAUGACGAAGAGUCGUCCGAAUCCGGUGAGGAGGGAAUGGAAUUAGAGGAGCAGACCGUCGAUGGCAAUCCGUGGGUUCAGAAACCGGGUAAGCACGAAGAGGAAGCUAAUCUGGAGUAUUCCAGUGGUUAUCGGAAGUACUGGGAACAGCGAAAUCAAGUAACGAAGGAACGUGAGAAGUUGGCUCAAUCCAAUGAGGAUGAGAGCGAUGGGGAGGAAGAUGUGGAAGAUGAAAAUGAUGAGGAAUCAGAUGAAGAAUCAGAAGAGGACGAACAGUUGGAGGUUUUCAAAAAGAAGAUUCGAAAAACCAAAGCGAUUUCCACUACCUCUUGGCAGGAGGAAGACGCAGACGAUUCAAGUAGCGGCCCAGUAUCCGCGAAAAAGAAAGCUUCAAUCGUCGGUAAAAAGAAACGUAAAGUAUCGUCAAAAUCUAAGGAACUGAACUUGGAGGAGAUGUUUGACGAUGCCGAAGAUCGGCUGCAGGAACAGGUCAAGCAAAAGCUUUCCAAAAUCAGACGCGAAGCGGAACCCGUUAAGAAAAAGAAAAAGAAAGCUGGCAAAGAUAAAAAGAAGGAAACGUCGAAUGGGCUGGAUUUCAAGAAGAAAGCCUCGAUGGCCGAUGCAGAUGUGGAACUUGAUGAGGGCGAUGGCGAUCAGAAUGCGAAUAAACUGAACAUUCCUAGUGUUCCAAAAGAUGUUCAGUUAGAGAAGGGGCAACAACCUAAAGAAACUGCCAUCGACCCGAAUCAUUUUGUUCAGAUGAAACCGAAACAUUUACUGAAUGCCUUGCCUGAUAUGACCACCGGAGGUGAUCUUUCGGAUGACGAAGAUCCCGAACAUAGUCGGAGACUUACAAUUGCUGAGGCCUUCGCAGAUGAAGACAUCGUUGCCGACUUCGAAAAGGAAAAAGAAGACGAACGGGAACGCAAUAAACCGAAAGAAGUAGACCUUAAAUUACCGGGUUGGGGCUCAUGGGGUGGUUCCGGAAUUAGGCAGCGGAAAACCCCUCAUCCACGUAGGAAAAUGUUCAAAGCUCCUCCGGUACUUCCUCGGAGAGAUGAUAAUAAGGGUCGAGUAAUCAUCAAUGAAGAUGCCGUUAAUAAAAAGCUUGGAGAACAUUUGGUCAACGAGCUUCCGUUCCCAUUUGUGACGGUGAAGGAUUACGAAGCAUCCCUCAGGGCACCACUGGGCAGAACUUUCGUACCGGAGACGGCUCAUUCUACUUUGGUUGAGCCUAGGGUUGUCACUAAAAUUGGCGCCGUUAUCGAACCUAUGAAGAAAGACAUUCUUAUGAAGGAUACUGACAAAGUUUUCAAAGUAGGUGGCAAAAUGUACAACGGUGCGGUGAAAAAAUAUGAGCAGUUUCUUAAAACAAAGGGUACAGUUUGAUUUAACGUUUAUAGAAUUUUAUAAAUUGUUUAAAUGUAAAAAAAUAAACAGUUUUUUAUUUGUCGUCAGAAAUUUCACUC
Molecule: messenger RNA, 2712 nt
Organism: Uranotaenia lowii
Lineage: Eukaryota; Metazoa; Arthropoda; Insecta; Diptera; Culicidae
Product: U3 small nucleolar RNA-associated protein 14 homolog C-like
Exons: 3
Coding region: 248-2632 (794 amino acids)
Biological process (GO): rRNA processing
Cellular component (GO): nucleolus; small-subunit processome
Source: RefSeq, a predicted model, not a curated record